This is a messenger RNA of Bacidia gigantensis, 3384 nucleotides long. RefSeq lists its product as uncharacterized. The coding region runs from base 1 to 3384 and encodes 1127 amino acids. Gene Ontology annotation, molecular function: ATP hydrolysis activity; ATP binding. Lineage: Eukaryota; Fungi; Ascomycota; Lecanoromycetes; Lecanorales; Ramalinaceae. The record is from RefSeq and is a predicted model, not a curated record. The transcript is spliced from 2 exons.
AUGACACCAACAAUGCUUGCAAAAACCUCUCCUUCCUCGAUGAGUAUGCCUACUCAAGACGAAAUUUCCUCCUUUCUCGAUACCAUCUUCACGGCGCAAAGCUCGCAAGCCUCUCUUGAUGCCGCCUAUGCCCUUACCAAUCUUCUCCUCAACAGUCUUGGCUUCCAUGGGCUUGCUUCGCACGGUAUCCUGGAGGCCGUCAGAAAAGGCGCAGCGGACAAGAAGAGUGGUAUGAAGAGAGCAAGUGCAAUGAUACUAUUAGGUGCCCUGCUCGAGAAACUCAUACCAGCUCAGAGGAUUAGCGAGGUAGUUUUCUUGGUCCAAGACGGGGGCAUGAUUUCACCGGCUUUGGACGCUUUAGCGGACAGAGACGCUGUGGUCAGAGAAUGUGCGCAGUAUGCACUAGAUGCACUGUUCAAUCACUUAUCACCAGAAAGCCUGGUGGCGGGUCUUCUACCUGUGCUGAGUCGAUACCUAGGCAAAAGGACAGGGAAAUGGCAAGGAACGGUUGGGGCUUAUGAACUCCUGGGGCGGAUGGCCGAUAAGGCGAAAAUGGGAUUAGGGACUAAAGAGGAAGAAUUACAGAAGGACUUACUUCGAGAAAGCAUGGGACGAGAGUUGAAAGGCAUAAUUCCUAUUGUGGAGUCUGGAAUGCACGAUUUGAAGUCAGAGGUCGCAAAACAGGCUGUAAAGACGAUGAGCUCCCUCACCACCCUCCUUUCGAAUGACGAUGUCGCCCCUCGAAUACCGCUGCUGAUUGAGACAAUGAAGAACCCAUCCUCAGAAACUUUGCAAAAAGCUAUACAUGCCUUGUCGCAAACAACGUUUGUCGCUAUAGUCACCUCUCCUGUACUAGCUCUCCUCACACCUCUACUGGAACGAUCUCUCAAUACUCCGUCAACAUCACAAGAAGUGCUCCGGCAGACAGCUGUAGUUGUAGAGAAUCUAACUAAACUGGUUCACGACCCCAUUGAGGCGCGCGCUUUCUUACCCAAACUGAGACCUGGUGUGAAAGGCGUGCAAGACCGGGCGUCACUUCCAGAAGUCCGCGAGCUUGCUACGAGGGCAUUGAAUGUGAUCAAGAAAGCCAUGCGGGACGACGAUGGCAAUAUAUCUGACGGUCAAAUCGUACCAACCACUGCUGAGGACAUACUAAGUGUUCUGGAGAAGGAAGUCAAGCUACGAGGCCGCCUCGUAGGACAUCCAGGGGAUAUGGAUAUUUGGGCUUCAGCCAAGAUUUACAUCUCCGAGAUGGCAAAAGAGGAUGUCAACAUACGGCAGAUGAACCGCAUCGUACAAAGUGUCGGGCCAUACCUGGAGCAUCUGUUACUAGAGGGUUCUGGGAAUGAAGUCGCACACGCCGUCGAAAAUCACUUCAUGGAAGAAGACCACCGAAAAUUCGGGCAACCGAUCAAACCUGACUCGGGAGAAGUAGAGAUCGUGAACACGGAUUUUUCGCUAGCAUAUGGUGGUAUGCUUCUUCUCUCACAUACCAACAUUACUCUCCACAAAGGUCAUCGUUAUGGCCUAUGUGGACGUAAUGGGGCUGGAAAAUCUACACUCAUGCGAAGUAUCGCCGAGGGUAAACUGGAGGGUUUUCCAAGUAAAGACAAGCUCAGAACUUGCUUUGUGGAGCACAACCAAGGAGAGGAUGCGGAUCUGAGUGUCCUAGAAUAUAUCGCUAAGGACCCAGAACUCACGGCUAAUGAUAAGGAUCGCAUUUCAGAGGUCCUGAGUGAAGUCGGUUUCACAACAGGGCCAGAAGGCAAACAACAAGACAGGGUGGGCUCGCUCUCUGGUGGCUGGAAGAUGAAGCUUGCUCUUGCUCGUGCUAUGCUGAUGCGUGCUGAUGUCUUACUCCUCGACGAACCCACCAAUCACUUGGAUGUUGGGAACAUCAAAUGGCUUGAGGAGUACCUCAAAUCUCAUACCGAGAUCACAAGCCUCAUAGUCUCUCACGACUCUGGGUUUCUCGACGAUGUCUGUACGGAUAUUUACCAUUAUGAAACGAAGAAACUCGUAUGUUAUCCCGGAAACCUCGCAGCUUUUGUCCGCGUCAAACCAGAAGCAAAAUCAUAUUACACCCUUUCUGCCAGCUAUGCACAAUUCAAGUUUCCCGCCCCCGGCAUCCUCAGCGGCGUCAAGUCCGCAACACGAGCUAUCCUCCGCAUGAGCAACGUCAGCUACACCUACCCAGCCAACCCCCAACCCUCCCUUCACUCCGCCAGCUGUGCGCUUACACUAUCCUCCCGCGUCGCCAUCAUCGGCCCUAAUGGUGCCGGUAAAUCUACCCUUAUCAAACUCCUUACAGGCGAAACCAUCCCACAAACUGGCCGUGUGGAGAAACAUCCUAACCUCCGUAUCGGUUACAUCAAACAACACGCCCUCGAGCACGUUGAAAUGCACAUGGAGAAAACUCCUAACCAAUACUUGCAAUGGCGCUAUGCCAAUGGUGACGACCGCGAAGUGCUCCUCAAGCAGACUCGGCAAUUGAACGCUGAAGACCGCGCUCAGAUGGAUAAAUGGAUUGACCUUGGUGAUGGUAAGGGUUCUCGACAGGUUGAGGCCCUCAUGGGUCGACAAAAAUACAAGAAAACGCACCAGUACGAAAUCAAAUGGCGGAACCAACUCCCCAAACACAAUGCCCAAAUCUCACGGGAGACACUCGUGGAACUAGGUUUCACCAAGCUUGUCCAAGAAUUCGACGACCAUGAAGCCUCCCGCGAAGGGUUGGGAUUCCGCACUCUCGAGCCAAAGGUCAUCGCGAAGCACUUCGACGACAUCGGUCUCGACCCGGACAUUGCAAACCACAACACCAUUUCCGGCCUUUCGGGGGGUCAGAAAGUCAAAGUUGUGCUUGCAGGCGCAAUGUGGAAUAAUCCUCACCUUCUCGUCCUGGACGAACCUACCAACUUCUUGGAUCGAGAUAGUCUAGGUGGUCUCGCGAUCGCAAUCAGAGAUUUUAGAGGUGGCGUAGUCAUGAUCUCCCAUAACGAAGAAUUCGUGAGUGCGUUGUGUCCUGAGCAGUGGCAUGUCAAAGAAGGCCGACUCACACAUAAGGGACAUCUCGCCGUGGAAUUGGGCAGGUUCGAGGAUUCCAGGCCAGGCAGCAGUGUUGGGAGUUCGAGGGCAGGAACGCCGAGUGCGCUCAGCAGUGCUGCGGCAUCCGCGUCUGCGAGUGCUGCAAAUUCCGAUGCUGAAAGUGGGAGGAUUGAUGGUGAAGGGGAAGGGGAACUGAAAUUCAAGGCGAAGAAGAAGAGGAAGAAGUUGACGAGGGCACAGAUGAAAGAACGAGAGACCAGGAGACGGUUGAGGCAUAUCGACUGGCUGAAUAGUCCGAAGGGGACCCCACAUCCACCGGAUACGGAUGACGAAGGGGAGUGA